GCAUUUCAUAAAGUCUAGCCACCGCGCAUGCGCAAUGUAUAGCAAGAAUUUAGCAAGUUCCCUUAUCAGCUGAGCCAAUCUUAUCGUGCCAUAAAAGUUAUAGCUACACGAAUACGUCUGGUUGCUUGUUUGUAUACUGCUGUGACAAUUUUAAGUUAGUUGUGUUGCAAAGCCGCAUGCGAACGCACAUACGCGCUUAUUCUCAUUGAUUGUUUCUUUAGUCAGCACACUAUCAGGAUCAGGAUGACAUCAACACUUUUGCCGGGCAAUAUAGUGUAUGGCGGCGAUAUAGCCUCCAGUGAAGCACAAAACUACAGAUCCUUAGGUCAAUUCAUACUGGAUAAGUACAAGAGCUUCGGCGACCAAACGACUAUGAUUGACGCCGUUACUGGCACGGAGUACACAGCCAAAUUUAUGUACGAUUCUAUUGUGCGCCUAGCACAGAUACUCCAAAAGUUGGGCGUGAAGCAAAAUGAUGUCAUUGGAUUGUCUAGCGAGAAUAGUGUAUCAUUUGCGGUGGCUAUGUUUGCCGGCUUUGCUGUGGGUGCAACUGUAGCGCCUUUGAACGUUACUUAUUCUGAUCGGGAAGUGGACCAUGCUAUAAACUUGUCUAAGCCCAAAAUUAUAUUUGCUUCCAAGAUUACUGUCGAUCUUGUGGCCAGGGUGGCUAAGAAGAAUAGCUUUGUCAAAGGAAUUAUUGCACUCAGCGGAACUUCCAGCAAUCAUCCCAAAGUCUAUGGCUUUACAGAGCUGAUGGACAGUGACAAGUUCAAAACAAAACCAGAUUUUCAAUCGCCUGCUGCUAAUAAAAAGGAGGAUGUCUCAUUGAUUGUCUGCUCCUCUGGCACAACCGGCAUGCCCAAAGGUGUGCAACUAACGCAAUACAAUCUACUGGCUACCCUCGACUCGCAAUUACAGCCAACAGCGGUACCGCUUGCGGAAGUAACGCUACUCACAGUUAUUCCCUGGUUUCAUGCAUUUGGCUGCCUGACUCUGAUUACAACGGCCUGUUUGGGUACGCGUCUGGUCUAUCUGCCUAAAUUUGAGGAGAAUCUGUUUCUAUCGGCCAUUGAGAAAUAUCGCGUAAUGAUGGCAUUUAUGGUGCCGCCACUUAUGGUCUUUCUGGCCAAGCAUCCCAUUGUGGACAAGUACGAUUUGUCCUCGUUGAUGGUGUUGCUCUGUGGCGCCGCUCCACUGAGCCGGGAAACGGAGGAUCAAAUUAAAGAACGCAUUGGUGUGCCCUUCAUUCGGCAGGGCUAUGGACUGAGCGAGUCAACGCUCAGCGUACUCGUACAGAACGAUGAAUUCUGCAAGCCUGGCAGCGUGGGUGUGCUGAAGGUGGGCAUCUAUGCCAAGGUCGUGGAUCCCGAUACGGGCAAGCUGCUUGGCGCCAAUCAACGAGGCGAGCUGUGCUUUAAAGGUGAUGGCAUAAUGAAGGGUUAUAUUGGAGACACAAAAUCCACACAGACCGCGAUUAAAGACGGUUGGUUACAUACCGGUGAUAUUGGUUACUUCGAUGAUGAUCUGGAAUUCUUCAUUGUGGACCGCAUUAAGGAGCUGAUUAAGUACAAGGGCUUCCAGGUGCCACCAGCUGAAGUGGAAGCAUUGCUGCUAACUCACGACAAGAUUAAGGAUGCUGCUGUUAUUGGCAAGCCAGACGAAGAGGCUGGAGAGCUCCCAAUGGCAUUUGUGGUGAAGCAGACGAACGUACAGCUUACAGAACAGGAUGUUAUUCAGUUUGUUAAUGAGCGUGCCUCGCCGGCAAAACGUUUGCGUGGCGGUGUCAUCUUUGUGGAGGAAAUACCCAAGAACCCCAGUGGCAAGAUACUGCGUCGUGUUCUGCGCGAUAUGCUUAAGAAGCCCAAGUCCAAGUUGUAGAGGAAUUGAUGAGGCGUUUAGCAAAUUUAAAGCGUGGACUUCGGCAGUCCGCUGGCUUGUCUUAGGAAAAUUCGUUUUGUACAAAUGGGUUCUAUAUGUACGCUUUAUUAUCGCUAAACUUUGUUCUUAUCGAUUCUUCUUUCUGUCUAAUGUUUGUUUUAUAAACUACCAAUUGUUUGGAAUUACUUUUAUGUACUUGGCUUUUUCAAAGUAUUGUAUUUAAACCUAAAUAAAACCUAAUUAAAUACGUA
Molecule: messenger RNA, 2129 nt
Organism: Scaptodrosophila lebanonensis
Lineage: Eukaryota; Metazoa; Arthropoda; Insecta; Diptera; Drosophilidae
Product: 4-coumarate--CoA ligase 1
Exons: 4
Coding region: 244-1878 (544 amino acids)
Biological process (GO): long-chain fatty acid metabolic process; fatty-acyl-CoA biosynthetic process
Molecular function (GO): long-chain fatty acid-CoA ligase activity
Source: RefSeq, a predicted model, not a curated record